ACCACUCAGGCAGCGUCACCAUAGCAACCCCAGGAGUAAACAAUGGUGCCAGAAAGGGCUUCCCCACAAAGCUGCCCCUCCUAGCUCUGAGACCCAGAAGAAUGGCCAGAAACCGGCAAAGAUCACUCAGAGGGCCCAGUCACCCAUCUCAUAUGGAAGAACCUUUCCUGCAGAUGGUCCAGGCCAGCGAGUCCCUCCCACCCUCCCAAACGUGGGUUCAGCGUGAGUUCUUCCUCCCCAGCGAGUCCUGGGAGUUCCCUGGCUUCACCCGGCAAGCCUACCACCAGCUGGCCCUGAAGCUGCCACCCUGCACAGAUAUGAAGUCCAAGGUGCGUCAGCGGCUCAUCCACCCUUGGAAGGGUGGCGCCCAGCACACCUGGGGCUUUCACACGUGGCUCGAUGUGUGCCGUCUGCCUGCCACCUUCCCCACCCGGCCUGACAGGCCCUACGAUAGCAAUGUCUGGCGCUGGCUGACCGACUCCAAUGCCCACCGACGCCCCCCCGCGGAGCACCCCAUCCCCCCUCCCUCCUGGAUCGGGCAAAACAGCUUCCUGACCUUCAUCCGCUGCUAUCCCACGUUUGUGGACAUGAAAAGGAAGAAGCAGGUGAUUUUCAGGACAGUGAAGGAGUUGAAGGAGGUGGAGAAGCUCAAGUUGAGGAGUGAGGCAAGAGCACCCCCACUCGAUGCCCAGGGCAACAUCCAGCCGCCAGCGAGUUUCAAGAAGUACCGGCACAUAUCCGCUGGUGGGAGGUUUGAACCCCAGGGCCUCCAGCUCAUGCCCAACCCGUUUCCCAAUAAUUUCUCCAGGAGCUGGCCCUGCCCGAACCCUCUGCCUCACUACCAGGAGAAGGUGCUAAAGCUGGCCUUGCUGCCCAGCGCGCCCCUGAGCCAGGACCUCAUAAGGGAUUUCCAAACCCUGAUAAAGGACAGAACUGCCUUAUCCCUCCACCAUCUCUCCAAGGCACAAGCAAGCAAAUCCCCAGUAAGGAAGAGGAAGAGAAGACCUGGACACUUCUAGAAGGGCUUCCAGAGGGGUGGGGACGAUGGUGGCACCCAGAGCCCCAGGCUCCAGUGUUCUCAAUCAACGCUCCUUCAGCAAGAGGCCCUGGGGUAACAAAAGGACUCUGGCUUCUGCAAAACAGCCUCUCCACCAUCCCCCCAGCCUCAAGCCACCUCUGUACCCCAGGCUACUGGAGAAUCAACUCAAGUUCUAAAUUGUUA
Messenger RNA from Symphalangus syndactylus (siamang), 1222 nucleotides. It is a transcript of the gene TEX52, whose product is annotated as testis expressed 52. The record is from RefSeq and is a predicted model, not a curated record. NCBI's taxonomy places the organism in Eukaryota, Metazoa, Chordata, Mammalia, Primates, Hylobatidae.